Fusarium redolens is the source of this 1235-nucleotide messenger RNA. RefSeq lists its product as uncharacterized. The record is from RefSeq and is a predicted model, not a curated record. The transcript is spliced from 3 exons. The coding region runs from base 187 to 1110 and encodes 307 amino acids. Lineage: Eukaryota; Fungi; Ascomycota; Sordariomycetes; Hypocreales; Nectriaceae.
AAUCUGCAUCCCGGCUGUAUUAUACUGCCGAUGUUUCACUAGCAUGUUUACCACGCAGGUAUAUGAAUGGUCUCAGGACCACCCAGAAUAAUUCUUGGGAAUCAUCAUCUAUCUCUUUUGUUGAUUGUAUCUGGAUCGACAAACAUACCUCCUUUUCUUAAAAAGAAAUAGACAAACAUCAAGAUCAUGACUGUUAUCGCUGUCGCUGGAGGCGCCGGCAAGCUCGGCCGUGCGAUUGUUGAAGCGCUCGUUGAACAGGGUCAGCAUACCGUGGUGGCCCUGGCUCGAGAGGCCAAAGAUGUACAAGGAGCCCAGGUUAUCGCCGUGGACUACACCGACGUCGAUAAGCUUGCUGCCACGCUUGAGACCAACAGCAUUGAGACUGUCAUAUCCACCAUCAACUCUUUGGACGACAUCUCGGCCGAGCUGAGCUUGAUCAAGGCAGCUGAGAAAUCGGCAUCUACUAAACGAUACAUCCCUAGUAUUUGGGGCAUCAAGUACACUGAAGAGAUUGCAUCGUAUUUCUCCAUCGCUCGGGCCAAGCUCAACAUCAUUGCUGCAUUGGAAGCAACCUCGACCCUCGAGUACUCUGCCGUGUACAACGGCUACUUUGCUGACUACUGGGUACUCCCGAAAGUUAAGUCCUACCAAAGCCCUCUCGCUCUGGUAGUCGAUAUUGCGAACAAUUUUGCCGCCAUUCCUGGAUCUGGCAACGAGCUCGUGGCCUUUACCCACACCUUUGACGUCGCGCGCUUUGUGGCGGCACUCGUUGGUGCUCCUAAGUGGGACAAGGAGUCCUAUAUCAUUGGGGACAAGGUGUCGUGGAAUCAAUUCGUGCAGUACGCCGAGGAGGCCAAGGGCGUCAAGUUCACCGUCAAGCACGACUCGGUCGAGGACCUCAAGCAGGGUAGAAUCACGGAGCUGCCCUCACACCCGCAUAUGUAUCCCUUUUUCCCCAAGCCGAUGUUGCAGGGCUUUUUUGCUGCUUUUGGCCGCAUGUUCACUGAAGGUGCAUUUGAUCUCAAGCCUGACCGUACGCUCAACCAGGUGUUCCCUGAGGUACAGGCCCGAAAGAUCAAGGACCUUCUCUUUGAGGCCUGGGGACAGUAAUUUUAGCAUCAAUUGAGCCCAGGUUGAGCAUAUCAACAGGUAGAAUUCUGUGGAGAAACAAACAUUCUUGUCGGUGAUUACAAAGAGCAGUGAUUUGCGAUGAUCGGAUGUAAUUUAAUUCCGAC